Molecule: messenger RNA, 6219 nt
Organism: Chiloscyllium plagiosum (whitespotted bambooshark)
Lineage: Eukaryota; Metazoa; Chordata; Chondrichthyes; Orectolobiformes; Hemiscylliidae
Gene: rcc2
Product: regulator of chromosome condensation 2
Biological process (GO): negative regulation of GTPase activity
Cellular component (GO): membrane
Molecular function (GO): small GTPase binding
Source: RefSeq, a predicted model, not a curated record
GAGAACGGGACAGAAAGGAGGAAGAAGGGGGGAAAGAAUAAAAAGCAACGCAGUUUUGUGGCAUGGUUUGGAGAAGGAAGGGAAAGGCGGAAGUUUGAUGCUUUAAUUAUUUAGAAUAUAUAUAAAUAUAUAUAGAUAAAAGAGGCAGACAGAUGUGAGGCGGGUCCACGUGGUUUGUUUCAGACACAGAUCUAUUGUUCAGAUCAAUAAAAAGGCAGAGUCAGAGAGAGAGAUAGAGAGAGGGGGAAAGGGGGAAGAAAGAAAGGAGAUAAACCUAAAGGGUUUAAAACCUGGCAGGAGGGGGAAAAAAAAAACAUACGAUUGAGUGACUUUUCAUCAAGUUGAGCGGAUAUUUAAUCACUUGAAGCGGCGAUUUAAAGGAGAGGAAAUAAUUUGGCGAUCUUCUUACUUACAUAAAAAUUGGGGAUUUCCUUUUUUUUCCCUCCCUCUUCCCCCCCAUCCUGUCGUUGCCUGAGACAAGAUGCCUCGCAAGAAGGUGGACAAAAAGAAAACGAAAGGUGGAAGGAAAAGGGAGAGAGACUUCAGCGAUGAAGAGGAGCUGGAGCUGGAGCAUCCCGGCAAGAAGAUGGGCAAGCCCGUCCUUCAGACCGUCAAUGAGCCGGAGGAGACCAAGGAAAAAAUAAAACUAGAAGGAUCCAAGUGCAAAGGUCAGCUUCUCAUCUGUGGAGCCACAAACUGGGAUUUGAUUGGUCGUAAAGAAGUUCCUAAGCAACAAGCUGCAUACCGGAAUCUGGGGCAGAAUCUGUGGGGUCCAAAUCGUUAUGGGUGUCUCUCAGGAAUAAGAGUGCGGACAGUGUCGUCAGGAUCUUGUGCUGCUCAUAAUCUCAUCAUUACUACAGAAGGGAAGAUCUGGAGCUGGGGGCGAGGGGAGAAAGGGCAGCUUGGACAUGGAGACACAAAGCGAGGGGAGGUCCCUAAGCUCAUUGAGGCCCUCAAAGACCAGACAAUAGUUGCAGGAGCUUGUGGACGUAAUCAUAGUCUCUGUUUAACAGAAAAUGGAACCGUUUAUGCAUUUGGUGAGAAUAAAAUGGGGCAACUUGGCCUCGGAAACCAGACUGAAGCGGAACCCUGCCCUUCACAGAUAAUGUACAAUGGCCAGCCGAUUGUAAAAAUUGCCUGUGGUGCAGAAUUCAGUAUGAUAGCUGACUGCAAAGGGAACCUGUACUCUUUUGGCCAUCCAGAGUAUGGACAGCUUGGGCACAACUCUGAUGGAAAGUUCAUUGCCCGGGCCCAGAGAAUCGAAUUUGACUGCGAAGUGGUGCCUCGCCGUGUAGCAAUCUUCUUGGAGAAGACAAAAGAUGGUCAGAUCUUACCAGUGCCAAAUGUUGUUGUCCGUGAAGUGGCCUGUGGAGCAAAUCACACGAUUGCUCUUGAUUCGCAGAAGAGGGUGUUUACCUGGGGAUUUGGAGGAUAUGGUCGCCUAGGACACUCUGAGCAGAAAGAUGAAAUGGUCCCACGCCUGGUUAAGCUGUUUGAUUUCCCUGGUCGAGGUGCUGUACAGAUCUGUGCAGGGAACACCUGCUCAUUUGCAGUAAAUGAAAUGGGUGGUUUGUUUUUCUGGGGUGCUACUAACACUUCUCGUGACUCUACAAUGUAUCCCAAAGUGGUGCAGGACCUGUGUGGGUGGAAGGUUCGAAGCCUGUCCAGUGGAAAAAGCAGCAUCAUUGUGGCAGCUGACGAGAGUACAAUCAGCUGGGGACCUUCUCCUACCUUUGGAGAAUUGGGUUAUGGGGACAACAAACCUAAAUCCUCCACCACUGCGCAGGAGAUAAAGACCUUGGAUGGAGUUUAUAUUGAGCAGGUUUCUAUGGGCCAUGCUCAUUCGUUGAUGAUAGCAAGAGAUGAAAGCGAUGCAGAGAAAGAGAGGAUUAAGAAGUUGCCCGAAUAUAACCCGCGGAUUAUCUGAUGCUGUGUAGCCUGAGCAACCACACAUGAAAGCUUCACUUGAACAAAGGCAGCUGAAGUUUACAGUGCACUGGUCAACAAGAUUUAAAACAAAAAAAAAGUCACACUGAACAGGGAGCCAGGCAAUGGACAACAUCUUAUAAAGAACUGUUCCAAUUCAUUACAAAAAAAAUGUUAGUGGUACUUUCAUGAACGCGAUUACAUAUGCAGCUCGUAGUAGUGUUUCCAAAGCAAUUGAUUUAACAAUGCACGCAGAUAGUUAAUUUUAGUUGUGUUGUAUGGCCAUUGUGCUACCAUUGCUUCAGUAAUGGCCAUUUCUUACUAAUGUGUUGGGGCUCUCUAUUUUCUUUUUAAGCCCAGAUUUGGCUGUUUUAAUUGGUCAUCAAAAGCAUUGUAAGCAAGCUGGAAUGCUGGGAAUCAUGGUCUUCAAAUGGCUACAUUUAAACCAUCACUCUGGUACAAGUAUUUCUAAUUUUAGUUCUGAUCUGGCCAGGUGGUCAAUAGCAUAUGUGCAAAUUGUGAAAUUAAUACCCUUCCUUUUUGUGUUUGGGAAGUGUGCACAGAUUUUUAAAUCUGGUUCUACUAACCACCAAGUCCUGAGGUGUGACUCAGGUUUUGUAAUGACCAAACACUCCAGUAGGAUAAGACAGGACAGGACAAGACCCAAGUAGAUUGGACUUCAACACUGCCUGAUGUUUCAGAGGAGCAAUGUUCCAGUCAAGAGAGAUCUUUUCCAAAAACAUAUGUUCCUCUUUUAGUGCAAUCACAUAUCUCCAGCUUUAUUUUGAGAGGUCUUUUGAAAGAUGCUCUUGUUCUUUUUGGUUUCUGACAUCACCUUUAGACCCCAUGAUGAAUUCAGGUCCCUUUUAGCCUUUUGAGAUUGCGGGUUAUGUUAGUUUGCUGCUGACAGGAAUCCUCCUGCUGUUAGCAGUACCCCAUCAGUGUGAAAGUGCCUUAUGAUGUCCCACUCUGGCCAAUUCAUUGUCAAUAAUUACUAAAAUUAGUUUUAAUGAUUUCCUCUGCAGAGCCCUAAUGACAGUCACAUUUCCAUUUGCUAUUCCUGGUCUAUAGUAAGCUAUGUGUUUUGGUUACAGUUUUACACUUCGGAUAAGCUAAUGGAACUAUUUUCUGCUCUUUCUUACUCCUGCCCUGUCCUGUCCACUUUGGAUUUUUUUUAAUAAAAUGAUUUUUGUGCACUAACUUUAUCAGCCCAAAUUCUAACCAUUUGGGAUAUUUCUUUUGUUUAGAUUUUAGAAGUCAAGAGAGGUGUCUUUGAGACUUUUCAGUGUGGCAUGGUCAUUUAUAAAUGCAAGGGUUAUGAUAGUCCAUUGCUGCCUUUCCCUAUAAAGGGAACAAUGAAAUUGGCAUAACAAUCCUGAGAAUUUGAGGUCUAAAGGAACUCUGAGCAAUGAACCUGCCACAGUGAAGUGGAGGUUGUUCCUCAAUUAUCAGUGGCUUGUUGACUGUUCAUUAUUUGGCUAACCACUUUGCUCUUCUAAAGAUCAGGGUAAGUUUUGUUUCAGGUAUUUUAUUAGGAGCAUAAGGCACAACAGGAUUAGGUCCAGAACAGUUUACUAGACCAAGUAGUCUUUGAACAUUUGGUAUUUUGUGUGUGAACUCUGUUUUGAUUCUUCUAGUAAUAUUAGUGAGCAGAUCACAUUAGAUACUUAUUAACAUUUGCAUACUGAAUCUUCAUUACGUUAUGUCCUAAAUUCUAAUAUCCUCUUGGUUUGUUAGAUUUCCCACCUUUUAAGUUUUUCGGUAUAUAGUUGAAGUCAUGGGAAAUCUGCUGUUAUAAAUUUGAAACCAUAUCCAAAACGUAUUCAUUCCAAGCUAUUCAUUAUCAGUUGUAAUCUUUAUCCUCCACCAGCAGCUCUUCUUUUGCUUGUUGGUGACCUGAUUGACCACAAUUGUGAGCGGUAUUGACCAUUUCUCACAGGUGUCAACGUGCUUAUGCUACAGUGUGAUCAUUCGUAACUCACUCCAGUGGUGUGGCUGUUGCCAUUCAGAAAGCCAUGUUCCUGACUCUGGAUGCAAAACUGUGACCCUUGAUAUGAAGUCCAGUUUUGGCAGCCUUCUUUAAUAAACAGGACCUAAGUUACCCCUUUUUUUUUUGAUGAGAGGAACUAGAACAAUGGAGAUUACUCUAUAAUAUUUCUCUCAUCUUGUCUUAACCACCUCAUUGAAUCAAAAUUGUAGUUGCCUUAUUUUUCACCUCUUAUUCCUCAAUUCGUUGUCUGUCCAGAUACAUUUCAAAUUAACUGAAUUUUAAGAGUUUGGAUACCUUUGAUCAAUGUGCUGGAAGGACAAUUACAACUUGAAUCCUGUAAUCAGUCUAAGCAGAAUUCUGGUGAGGUGGAAGAUUGAGAUAGAGUCAACAAAUAAAUUUAACCAUUUUAUGAUCUAGUCAUGGUUUUAAAUACUCUGGUUUUGUGGGGAAUAGAACUUUAGAAUAAGCGUGAUAGUGCAUAGGUAUUUCUGUGAGUACCCUGUGCUGCAUUCCCUUUCCACAAGGUGAAGAUAGCAUUGGUAUCUUGGGGCUGAGGGUGUCGAUUGAAUGGAAACGGCUGGUUUCUUUUUGCAUUUUGUCUGACAAAUUUUUAAAGAAGCUCGAAGAGAUUGGCAGGCUGCAAUUCAAACUGGAUUUUGUAUUCCAGUUAAAUUGGCAGCUGUAUAUUCUAUUUCAGUGUGGUUGGUCAUGAGUUAUAACCCUGAAGUUUCAUAACUUUGGUCUGUGUGGGACGAAAUUCAAUUCUGUAAAAUGUUCAAUAAACCUGCCUCUGUUUCUUGGUUUUAAUGUUUAAUUUAAUGUUUCCCCCUCCCAAUCUGAAUUGCCAGCCAAACUGCCUGCUUUCCAUUCUGUAAAACUGGCAGUGCUGUGGUGUAAUUAUCAAAAGCUACAGUAACUAGGUUUGUUUGUACUUUCCUGAUCUCUCUCUGGCUUUUUUUUUGAGACCCUGGUAAGUUACUUGCCCAAAAACAACUGUAUCAGUGUACUGUGCAUUUUCUAUCCUGAUCCUUUUUUAAUCUGGUACACAAGUAGCCCUGUGUGGCACUACUGUUACAUUGGUGUCUUCCUGCAGCAACCGAUGCUUAAGUGUCAAGUUAGCCCAAAUUCUGUCCUUUUUUUUCUCCUUCUGGUUUCAAAGGUGCAGGCUUUAUGGAAUUGGGUAUAAAUGUACCACAGAACUUUUCAGGUGCAAGUUGCACUUACGGUAUCUUGCAUCAGUAGCUGUGAGUAUGCACUCUUUUCUGUAAGUAUUGCAUGGAAUUCAACCAGACUGUCUUGAAAAUAAAGUAACUUGGAUAACUUCGGACUCGUUGACAUCUUUCAAUGCUCGACAAUUUGUGUAAAAAAAAAAAUAAAUAGCACGUGAAACCGAGCAUUAGAUGGUGCUCUUCUGUGGGAACUUUGUUUUUUUUUAAAUGACUUUUUUUUCCAUGGCAAAAGGAAAGCUAUUGAUAUUACGAGAGUAUAAGUAAAAUUGUCUGUAAUCACCAUUUUCAUUUGACACCCAAGUGUAUUUCAUGUACCUGCGCCGAUUGCCUUCAGUUUUCAGCUCCACGUGUCUGGAAUCUAAACCUGCCUAUUUUAAUUUUCACAGUCUGAAUGGGGAGUCAAGCUGAACUUUCCCUUUUUAAGCACCAAUGUUUUUUGUUUUGUCAAUAGCAUAUGUCCAAAUUUAGAAAUGCGUUUACUCUAAAGUUGAAAGUGGUUCACCUUGCUAAAAAGAACUUCCAUCUUUAAAAUGGUUUAUGAUUUUUGGAAAGAUGUGUUGACAAACACAUGAGGCUUUGUAGUACAAACGUUUUUUUGAAAUUUCCUUUUGUUUUGUGUAUGUGCUUUAUCCACACUCUGAAAUCCCUCUUGGGGGAGAAUUAGGAAAGAUGAGGGGGAGGGGAAAGAGAGGCUGGAAAUUUCCUGCUUCUGUGGCUCACUUAACCCAAAGGAGAGAGAAUCUGAACUGUUUAUUGUAGCUGUGGUGCCUGGUGAAGUAAUUCCACUAUGUACAAACACCAUCUAGUCAUACUAUUCAUGGAUUCCCUGGUAAUGCAAAACUAAUAAUGGAAUUGAACAUUUGCAAGUUUUCAACACUUCCCAAAUGAAAGUGAGUUGUGUUGGGAGGGAGCAUCUCUUUUCAUGCUGGUUAUUAAUGACUAGUUCUUGGCAUCAUUAGAUUUAGUUAGUAAUUUGUAGCCAAUUAGCUGCCUGUUCAGUGCUGUAAACUUUUUUCUUUUUUUUUACUUUUGUAUUUCUUGCAAUAAAUUGAAUAAAUUUUACCUUUUCAUUUC